Pogoniulus pusillus (Red-fronted tinkerbird) is the source of this 345-nucleotide messenger RNA. RefSeq names its product C-X-C motif chemokine 2-like. Lineage: Eukaryota; Metazoa; Chordata; Aves; Piciformes; Lybiidae. The transcript is spliced from 4 exons. Gene Ontology annotation, molecular function: chemokine activity. Bases 1 to 345 code for a protein of 114 amino acids. Gene Ontology annotation, cellular component: extracellular region. Gene Ontology annotation, biological process: chemotaxis; defense response; immune response. The record is from RefSeq and is a predicted model, not a curated record.
AUGCAGCUGCUGGCAGCGGUGGUGGCCCUGGCCCUGCUCCUGAGCAACGUGGUGCCAGGGCAUGGUCUGUCCCUGGAGAGCCUGCUGAUCAACAUGAGGUGCAAGUGCAUCAAAUCGACCACCCAGGUCAUCAACUUGGGGCUGAUCCUGGCCAUCGACGUUACGCCGCCGGGGAUCCACUGCAGGAGGAAGGAGAUCAUCCUCACCCUGAAGAGAAACAAGAAGGUGUGUGUGGCCCCCGAGGCACCCUGGAUCCAGCUGCUCAUCCAUAAGCUGACAGAGAGUUCAGAGGCAGAAGAGGUGAAGCUGCCCUGCUCGCCCCCGAUUCAGAGGCAGAAGAGGUGA